Molecule: messenger RNA, 996 nt
Organism: Ogataea philodendri
Lineage: Eukaryota; Fungi; Ascomycota; Pichiomycetes; Pichiales; Pichiaceae
Exons: 1
Coding region: 1-996 (331 amino acids)
Biological process (GO): dehydro-D-arabinono-1,4-lactone biosynthetic process
Cellular component (GO): cytosol
Molecular function (GO): D-arabinose 1-dehydrogenase [NAD(P)+] activity
Source: RefSeq, a predicted model, not a curated record
AUGUCCAUCCCAAAAGUCUCUGGCAAGUUGCAGGAUAUCUCGCCGCUCAUUCUGGGCGGUGCAACCUUCAACACCCAGUACAAUGACGACCCAUACUCGAUGAAGAUCGAGGAUCUUUUGUACGCGGCGUUCCAGAACAAUAUCAACGCAAUUGACACUUCUCCUUAUUACGGGCCUUCUGAACAACUCAUUGGCGACGCUCUCCAGAACUUGCACAAACGAGGCAAAAUCGCCAGAGACAACUACUACUUGUGCACUAAGGUCGGUCGGAUUCAGCUGGACGAUUUCGACUACUCCCCGGACUGGAUCACCAAGUCCGUCCAUCGGUCCCUAGAGAGAUUUAACACGACUUACCUGGACGUGGUUUAUCUUCACGAUAUCGAGUUUGUUGAGGAGCGGGGCAUUUUUGCUGCUCUAGAACGUCUUAUGGAGCUCAAGAGCCAAGGUUUCAUCCGUAACGUGGGUAUUUCUGGCUACCCUGUCCCGUUCUUGUACCAUAUCUGCUCCACCAGUGCUUCUCAUCCAAAGAUCGGGAAACUGGACCUUGUUCUUAGCUACUCCAACAUGUGUCUGCAAAACACGUCCCUGUUGGACUGGUAUGACAAGUUCAUGGCCACUGGUAUCCAGUUGUUGAACAACGCCUCGAUCCUGUCGAUGUCACUGCUCCGGUCCCAGGAAACCAGAUCGUUCCAUCCAGCGUCGCAGGAACUCAAGGAUGCAUGCGCCGGUCUUGCAACCACCUUGAAACAGACCUACAAUACAGAACUGGCGGAGCUGGCCACCAGAUUCGCAAUUAGAGAAUGGCUUCCCAAGAACGGGAAGACAGUCAUUGGAGUGUCCAAUAUUGACGAGCUCAACUCUGCUUUAUCCCAAUACAAGACGAUCCUGGAGAAAUCCAAAGACUCGCAAGAUAAAGAGCUAAUCGAGCUCAGUCAGAAACAGCUAGGACCUCACUUCAACGAAACGUGGAACAGCGGAAUCUAUAGAUCAUUAUAA